AUGGCGGAUUGGGGGCCAGUGGUGAUAGCAGUGGUGCUCUUUGUGUUGUUAACGCCAGGACUGUUGUUCCAGCUGCCUGGCAAGAACAGAGUGGUUGAAUUCAAUAACAUGCAGACAAGUGGUAUCUCCAUCUUGGUCCACACCAUCAUCUAUUUUGGCCUCAUCACUAUUUUCCUCAUUGCCAUAGGCGUUCAUAUCUACACUGGAUAGUUGUUUUGUUCUAUUCCUCUGUCUUUUUUUUUACAAGAAAAUCUCAUUUUGCCUUGAUCUGCUUGUGUGACUUUUGGUGAGUUAGAUCAUUUGUGUUGAAUUGAUUAUUGACAAGCUGCUGCUCUGAAACCUCACUACAAUUUUCACUUAUAAAUUUUCAUGAAAGUUUUUGUGUUAAUCUACCUCAUCAUUCUCAAGCUCCUAAGUUUGUGAUUUUGUAUCGUCUACAUCAUCAAUGGAGAAAAUUUUUCUUGCAGACAAUUGAGACUAUCUUCAUAAACUUCUUGUUGACUAAAAUUAUCAAAGAAAAUACUAGGAAGAUAACUUGUGAACAUAGUACUUGUAAGAUCUUCUAGAGGUUAAGGAAACAGUUAAUAUAAGGCUAUAAAGUCAUCUAUUGCUUCAAUUCUCACUCAAUUUUUGCAGUCAAUUCUUAAUUCUAAUUCUCAUUUAAGUCUUAAUACAUAUAACUAGAACAUGGUAUUUUAUAUUUGAAUUAGGAUCACUCACCCUUAAAUUCUUCCUGAUGGGAAUUCAACCCACAACUUAAAAAUAAGAAUAAGAUUUUUGCUACUACGAAAUUCUUUUUGUUUUCUUUGACAAAACUAUUACGAGAUUAAAAGUGUGAAUGUUACGAAGUUCAUGCAAGAUUCACAUAGCUAACAAGUCCAAAGGGCUGUUUGAGAAGAUGAAAUUCUCAUGACCAAAUAGCUGAGAUAACCACAUCAGUGUUGGAACUUAAAAAGGGAAAAAAAAAAA
This is a messenger RNA of Carica papaya (papaya), 969 nucleotides long. RefSeq lists its product as uncharacterized. The record is from RefSeq and is a predicted model, not a curated record. NCBI's taxonomy places the organism in Eukaryota, Viridiplantae, Streptophyta, Magnoliopsida, Brassicales, Caricaceae.